Messenger RNA from Seminavis robusta, 2723 nucleotides. Lineage: Eukaryota; Bacillariophyta; Bacillariophyceae; Naviculales; Naviculaceae. The record is from the annotation of a GenBank genome assembly.
GAGGCAUGGUUGGAAGGAAUCUUUUGCAUGAACCCAGCCAGAGCAACCAAUGCUUUGCAGAGCCCACCAGUUCGCCGCCAGAUUGCUGCUGGCUAGCUACUACUAGACUGUUGUUUUCGUGUCCGGCCAGUGAAGCCACAGGCAGUAGAGGCUCUAUGCCGUACUAGCUCGUUCGCAUUCAUCCCAUACAUACUCAACCCACUAGUUGAGCUAUAAUUUCUUACAAGCAAGCUAGUUGCAAUGCCCAAGCAGCUAGCUAGUUGCGCCUGCGGUGGCUGGGCCUGGGUUUAAUGAUGCCAUUGCAGCUAGUAGGCAAUGAAGCUUAGCUACAUGUACAUUUGAGCAUCCUACCAUUCUCUCCUGGCUGGCCAGCCAGCCUUGAAGACAAGGUAAGCAAAGAAGCUGGCACGUCGCCUUCCCUUUGCUAUAACAACGCCUCGAAGCCCCAGCGCAGUCACAGCUCAUUCUCAGAAGAAUCCAGCACUCGGAUAUAUUCGAAUGAGCUUCGACUUGGCCGAAUAGUACCGGUACAGUAUUCGAUCCAAAUCGAACCCAAAAGCUUUUGGAUCUUUUUCAAAGAUCCGUCGAUCGGAAGCUCCCUCAUUUUUUGAGUAGAACGAGAAAAGCAAAUUGGAGACUAGCAGCAAGGCAUAAUACAUCAUAACAGAGGCAACAGAGCAGUAACCAGAUGAUAUUAAAUUUGUUAAUUAUUCUUGGUCAGCUGAAGCUCCUUCAUGUCUGAAGGAAGCAGAAGUUUGGAAGAAGAAAGAUACCAAACAAAAAGAAAGAUACCAUCAAGAUCCUCUAGAAGAUCCGUGAUCUCAUAAUAUGGAAUCGAAUCGAAAUCAAUCGAGGUUGAUACGGUAGGUAACAAGUAAGAGAUUUGAUUUUAGUUUGACUUGACUUGACUUGACCAUGGUGAAGACGAUUAUCAGCGUGGAUCCGAAGAAGCUUCCUUGGGAACAAGGGCAAGAUGGCGAGACGCCUUUGCACAAUCGUUGGCAUCCGUCGAUUCCUCCCGUGGCAACGGUCGAAGAAGGCCAAGUCUUUCGUGUGGAGUGUGUGGAUUGGACGGGAGGACAAAUCAAGAAUGAUGACAAUAGCGAUGACGUGAAAAAUGUGGACCUAAGCCAAGUUCACUAUUUGAGUGGACCCAUUGCCAUCCCCACUGCCCAACCCGGCGACCUGCUGAAAGUGGAACUCUUGAAUCUUGGAACCCUCGAUGGAGACGAGUGGGGCUUUACUGGAACAUUUGCCAAGGAAAACGGAGGUGGAUUCUUGACGGACCAUUAUCCCUGUGCCUCCAAGGCUAUUUGGGAUUUGGAUGGUAUUUAUUGCUCCAGUCGACACAUUCCUGGAGUCAAAUUUGCUGGACUCAUCCAUCCCGGACUCAUUGGAACUGCUCCUUCCCCAGAGUUGCUCCAAAUGUGGAAUGAACGAGAAGCAAAGCUCUGCAGUGAAGAAGGAACCCCCGAGGAAAAGACACUUUGUGGAUGUCUCAGCACUCGUCCCUUGGCAUGCUUGCCAGAACCCAAGGGAGCCAUGCUAGGAAAGCUUGGACACUUCAAGGACAAGGCUGGAAACGACGAGACAUGGGAUACGAUUGCACAAGAAGCUGCCAGGACUGUCCCGGGAAGAGAAAAUGGAGGCAAUUGCGACAUCAAAAACUUAUCUCGCGGAUCCACCGUCUACUUUCCUGUUUUUGUCCCAGGUGCCAACUUGAGCAUGGGCGACAUGCAUUUUUCUCAAGGCGACGGAGAAGUCUCGUUCUGUGGCGCCAUUGAAAUGUCAGGAUUCCUCGACCUACGUUGCACCGUCAUCAAAGAUGGAAUGCAAAUGCUUCCAGUGGUCGGUCCUAGUCCAUUGAGCGUCAAUCCGGUCUUUGAGAUUGGACCACUGGAGCCGCGAUAUUCGGAAUGGUUGGUGUUUGAAGGCGUUUCGGUCGAUGAAAAGGGCGUUCAGCACUAUUUGGAUGCCACCAUUGCGUACAAACGUGCCGUGCUGAACUGCAUCAAGUACCUGGCCAAGUUUGGUUACACGGAACAGCAAGUGUACCUCAUGUUGUCUUGUAUUCCGUGCGAAGGACGAAUCAGUGGUAUUGUGGACGUCCCGAACGCGUGCGCUACUCUGGCGAUUCCCCUGGCCAUUUUCGAUCGAGAUGUGCGUCCUCCUAUGAGCAUGGACAAACUGGAGCAACUGGCCAAUGGGAUUCGUGUGCUGAAGCAGGAUGUGUGCCUGUCCACCGAAGGAGGUGCCGUCCCUAACGAUCCCCGUCUUGGUUAGUACAAUGUCAUGCAGUAAGUCCAUUCCGUUCCACCCACAACAGGCAGCCAGCAACAAACGGCAGCUUGAAUGAAAGCCUUUGAUCUCCAUGGUUGCCUUGGUUCCACUAUUAGCUGUUUGGGAGAGAAAGACCAGUGGCAAGCAAUGCGUCCUAGACCAGCCGGGCCGAAGGUUGCGAAAGUGAGCGUUUUUACGAGUAAUACAUGAGUUUGUUGCAGCAGCCCGUUUCGUCUCUUCCCCGCCAUUAGCUACUGUAGCUAGCUAGCCGUGAAGAUAACUUUAGAAGACAUCAGUAGUGACAGUAUGGGCAACAUCGCGUCAUACGAUACCCAGCAAAGUGUACCGACAUAGCACCUGUUGGCUGGGCUUACUGGUAGCAGCAACCGUGCUCUCAAUUAGCAGAUCCGAUACCGGUACGGGCAACGUCCCGUCGUCUAUCC